Messenger RNA from Anastrepha obliqua, 2393 nucleotides. RefSeq names its product putative inorganic phosphate cotransporter. Gene Ontology annotation, molecular function: transmembrane transporter activity. Gene Ontology annotation, cellular component: plasma membrane. Gene Ontology annotation, biological process: transmembrane transport; monoatomic anion transport. NCBI's taxonomy places the organism in Eukaryota, Metazoa, Arthropoda, Insecta, Diptera, Tephritidae. The record is from RefSeq and is a predicted model, not a curated record. The transcript is spliced from 4 exons. Bases 822 to 2282 code for a protein of 486 amino acids.
UAAAAAUAAACCAAAUGUAUACCAAUUACUGAGAAUCAAAAGUACAAGCAAAAAUUUGGCGAAGCACAAAUAAAAAAAAGGAUUUUUCGAAAAAUAAAUUAAAAAUAAGCAAUGAGUAAAAAUUUUGCAAAAUAAAAUUAAAUACAAAAAAUUAAAAAUACUUGAAAAAAUUUAACGCUUGCUGAGAAUAAUAAGCACGAGAGAAAAUUUUGUAAAAUAAAAUUAAUAUAAAAAUAUUUCAAAAGAAAUUAAAAAAAUAUUAGUUCAAAAGCUCUAUGAAGAAAUAGGAAUAAACCAAAUGGAUAUUAUUUAUUGACAAUAAAAAGCACGAGUAAAAAUUUUGCGAAAUAAAAUUAUUGUGAUAAAAGAAGGUAUUUAGAAAAUAGUAAAAAAUAAAAAAUUUAAAAACAAAAGCAAAUUAAAAAAUAUAAAAAAUAAAUUAAAUAGAAACCAAAGUGCAAACGAAUUGCUGGAAAUAAUGAGCAUAAGUUAAUUUUGCGAAAUAAAAUUAGCUCUUUCUGAAAAUAAAAAGCACGAAAAAAAAUUUUGCAAAAUAAAAUUAUUAAAAAAAUAUUUUCCAAAAAUAGUAAAAAAAAUUACUUAAAAACACAAAAAUAAAAAUAUUAAGAAUAAACUAAAUUCAUACUAAUUGCACUAAUUACUGACAAUAACAAGCACAAGCAAAAAUUGUGUGAAAUAAAAAAAGAUUUUUCGAAAAAUAAUUAAAAAAAUUUAUUCUAAAACACAAACAAAGUAGAAUAAAUUAAAUUAAAGCUAAAUUGCAGAACGCUUGCUGAAAAUAAUAAUAAGUUCCUUAGAAAAUGGAUGAAACGCAGAUUAAAAACGAAGAAAAAUCCACUCUUCGGUUUGGUCAACGCCAUGUACAAAUUCUUCUACUCUUUACAGCUAUAGUAGUCAACUAUAUAGCCAAAUUUAAUGCCGGUGUAGCUGUGGUCGCCAUGACUAAUGCCGCUACUACAAAUCCUGACUUUCCAGAAUACAAAUGGAGUGAUGUGGAAAAAUCCUACAUCCUUUCGAGUUUCUUCUGGGGAAAUUUCAUCACACAGUUUCCCGGCGGUUAUCUCUGUCGGCGGCUUGGCGUUAAACGUACUCUCCUCAUUUCCACACUGGGAUCUUCACUACUUGGGUUUCUACCCCCACUGUGCGUCAGCUGGGGUGGUUGGAGUAUCUACUGUGCUAUACGUGUCGUACAAGGUCUCUUCCAAGGCUUCUUAUUUCCUGGCAUACAUGCCCAUCUGGCGAUCUGGUGCCCGGUGAAUGAACGCAAUCGGCUGGGCGCUUUAGCCAAUACAGGCAUCGAAUGUGGUACGCUACUCUCGAUGUUUCUGAGUGGUGUAAUUGCUGCAUCCAGCAUAGGUUGGCCGGGCCUCUUUUAUGUAUCCAGCGCUUUGGGCUUAGUUUGGUGCACUGCAUGGGCAUACUUAUCGACAAAUCAACCGAGUGAAUCUAAAUUUAUUACUUCAGCUGAACUCAAUUACAUUGACGCAUCGAAAAAUACCAACAAUCAACUGAAGGUGGAUGAAGUGAAACGUGAAUUGCCAGUGCCAUGGCGUGCUAUUUUGGCAUCGUUGCCUUUUUGGGCAUUGGUUGUUUCACGUGCUGCUCAGUCAUGGGGUUUCUCUACACUGCAGGCGGAAAUUCCAUCGUACAUGAAAGGUGUACUAAAUAUGGAUAUGAAGAAGAAUGCUCUCUACUCGGCGCUACCUUAUUUGGCCAUGUGGACCAUGUCCUAUGUGUAUCUCGUUGUAUCGGAUGUGCUGUUGAGUCGCAAAAUACUUUCCCUCACUGCAAUAAGGAAAACAUUCAAUACAUUGGCUUUUUGGAUACCUGCUGCUGGGCUCAUAGGCAUUGGAUUUUUGGGAAAUGAACAGAAAUUGUUUGUUAUUAUCUUAAUGACGAUUAGUGUGGGUGUAAAUGCUGGUGCCACCAUUGGGAGUGCGUUGAACACAAUUGAUCUGUCGCCAAAUUAUGCGGGCAUUCUUAUGGGCGUCGUGAAUACUGUAGCAAACGUAAUACCUAUACUCACGCCACUGCUGGUCGGUUUGGUGGUGUCGAAUGAGCAUAGUCGCACACAAUGGCAAUUAGUGUUUAUAAUAGCUGCUGUAGUCUUAGCGUUGGGUAAUUUGUUCUACUUGAUUUUCGGUAAAAUGGAUUUACAGGCUUGGAACGACGAAAACUACCUGCAGAGCAAAGGAGCACAAAACAAGCAGCAGGAAAAGAACUCUGAUGGAAUUCAGUAUGUGCGAAAACCUUGUCAAUAAGAACUUGAAAAGACCAUGAACCGAAUAAAAAAUUCGGGGUGAUAUCUAUUAACAACAACUGAUUAGAUGCAAAUAUGUCUUUACUUUUAUUUAGGGAGGCGUAGUAAAUUG